CACUUUUUCAACAGAUACUGAUCGAAUUCUACACACAUUCCACUGGCAAGCUAGCAUCGGUCGCCAGAGCGAGCCAUGUCGUCGUCCUAUUCCAAGGCCAGCAAUGGUGGCGAGCAGCAGCAGGAGCAACUGGUGUGCGUGACGGGAGCAGGCGGCUUCAUCGGGUCGUGGGUGGUCAAGGAGCUCCUCCUCCGCGGAUACCGCGUCAGGGGAACUGCAAGGGAUCCUGAGGACAGCAAGAACGCGCACUUGCUUGCUCUGGAGGGUGCCAGGGAGCGGCUCACCCUGUGCCGCGCCGAUGUCCUGGACUACGACUCCCUCCGCGCCGCGUUCACCGGCUGCCAUGGCGUCCUCCACGUCGCCUCCCCGAUGUCCAACGACCCGGAGCUCGUGCCGGUGGCCGUGGAGGGCACCAGGAACGUGAUCAACGCCGCCGCCGACGGGGGCGUUCGCCGGGCGGUCUUCACCUCGUCGUACGGCGCGGUGCACAUGGACCCCAACCGGAGCCCCGACACCGUCCUCGACGAGACCUGCUGGAGCGACUACGACUUCUGCGAGCAGACAAAUAACCUGUACUGCUGCGCCAAGAUGAUGGCCGAGGUGACGGCGACGGAGGAGGCGGCGCGGCGCGGGCUACCUCUGGCGGUGGUGGUGCCGUGCAUCACCACGGGCCCGAUGCUGCAGCAGGCGCUCAACUUCAGCAGCAACCUUGCCGCCCGCUACCUGAUGGGCACCAAGAGGUCCUACACCAACGCCGUCGCCGCCUACGUCGACGUCCGCGACGUCGCGCGCGCGCACGUCCUCGCCUACGAGCGCCCCGAAGCCCGCGGCCGAUACCUCUGCAUCGCCGCCGUGCUCCACCGCGCCCAGCUCAUCGCCAUGCUCAGGGAGCUCUUCCCGCAGUACCCCGUCACCGCCAAGUGUGAAGACGACGGCAAGCCGAUGGCGAAGCCGUACAAGUUUUCGAACCAGAGGGCCAGGGAGUUGGGCUUGGAGUUCACUCCGCUGAAGAAAAGCUUGUACGAGGCAGUGGUGUGCAUGCAGCAGAAGGGGCACCUGCCUGUCAUCACACAGCAGCAGCGUUCGUACUUGUGAAAUCAAGGAACAUGCGCUGGGCUUCCCACUUAUGUAAAAUAAAACAGCGCAAACAAACACACAAGGGAAGGAAUGAGAGGUCAUAUAAUGACUUUGUAAAUGUAGUAUUAUAAGCAUCUGUUUUCAUACCAUGUUACAUGUAAAACUGUUAACGUGUGCUUUAUUGCAUACUACGAGUCAAUA
Molecule: messenger RNA, 1278 nt
Organism: Setaria italica (foxtail millet)
Lineage: Eukaryota; Viridiplantae; Streptophyta; Magnoliopsida; Poales; Poaceae
Product: cinnamoyl-CoA reductase 1
Exons: 5
Coding region: 76-1095 (339 amino acids)
Biological process (GO): lignin biosynthetic process
Molecular function (GO): oxidoreductase activity, acting on the CH-OH group of donors, NAD or NADP as acceptor
Source: RefSeq, a predicted model, not a curated record